Messenger RNA from Diaporthe batatas, 1452 nucleotides. RefSeq lists its product as uncharacterized. The record is from RefSeq and is a predicted model, not a curated record. The coding region runs from base 1 to 1452 and encodes 483 amino acids. Lineage: Eukaryota; Fungi; Ascomycota; Sordariomycetes; Diaporthales; Diaporthaceae. Gene Ontology annotation, cellular component: cytoplasm. The transcript has 3 exons.
AUGUCUCUCACAGUACUCACGGACGAGCAGAUAAGGCUGCUCCUCGAGUCCCUGACAGGGGAUGAGCUCGAGUCCUUCAUUGUGAACCUCAAGGGCGCGCUUCACGAUUACUCAAACGGGUCUCAGGUUCCCGGCGGCGAGUCCGAUAUCCACCAGCCUCACAGGCAGAGCGUCCACUCCUCAAGGACAGGCGCCACGACCCUGUUCAUGCCCUCGAGCAGCCCAGCCGGCGUGGGCGUCAAAGUCAUCACCCUCUCACCACCCCGGCCAAAACACGACGAGGGCGGCGAUGGAGGGGAAGCCGGGGGGAGGCCCAAGAUCAAGCCCACGGGCGCCAUCACCCUCUUCUCCGAGGCGGGCCAGCCCGUCGGGCUCCUGCACGCCUCCACCCUGACGGCCUUCCGGACCGCCCUCGCCUCCGCCUGCCUCGUCGUCCGCCGCAACCGCAUCCACACCAUCACGGCCUUUGGCGCCGGCGACCAGGCCUACUGGCACAUACGCCUCGCCCUCAUGCUGCGCGGGCCCACCAUCCGCCAGGUCAACGUCAUCAACCGCCGCUUCUCCGAGUCGUGCAAGCUCAUCCUGAAGCGGCUGUACGCCGUGCCCAGCGCCGUCAAGGAGCGCGAGGGCUGGCAGGACGCGCAGUUUGGCAUCCUCACGCCCGGGUACGGCGAGUUCGACCGCCUGCUCAAGGAGCAGGUCCGCGCAGCCGAUGUCAUCUUCUGCUGCACGCCUAGCAAGGAGCCGCUGUUUGACCACACCUUCCUCACCAACGGCGAUGGCCGCCGCAAGGGCCGCCUCAUCAUCGCCAUCGGUAGCUACACGCCUGACAUGAUUGAGAUCCCCCUCGAGGUGGUAAACCAGGCCGUCAAGAAACAUGAGGGCCACAGGCAUUUCCACAAGCAUGCCACCGAGGGCGGCGUCAUCAUCGUAGAUACCCUGGAUGGCGCACUGCAGGAGGCCGGCGAGGUCAUCCAGGGCGGGUUAACACCCAAGCAGCUUAUCGAGCUGGGCGAACUCGUAAUGCUCCACCGCAUCAAGAUGGAUGAGGAGUCCUCCUCAGACGACACGGGCAGCCUCAUCUCCAGCAGCGGCGCGAGCACAGCGCCGUCCUCAGAAUUCGACAAGCUAGACCUUAGCUCGGGGCCAUCCAUGUCCUCAGUCUACAACAGCAGCGCCACAACGCUCGCCGACGACGCAGACGGCAGCCGGCCGCCCAGCCGGCCCGGCUCGCUGUUCCACCGGCGCAAGGGGAGCAGCAGCACCAACAGCUCGGGCGACGCCGUGUCCAAGAAGAAGAAGGAGCGCGAGGACCACAUGUGCCGCUGGCUCCAGGCCGGCAACGUCAUCUACAAGAGCGUCGGCCUGGGGCUGAUGGACCUGACCGUCGGCAUGAAGGUUGUUGAGUUUGCCCGGGAAAAGGGGAUCGGCGCGCAUGUGCCUGGGUUCUAG